Messenger RNA from Plasmodium malariae, 318 nucleotides. RefSeq names its product mitochondrial pyruvate carrier protein 1, putative (gene MPC1). The coding region runs from base 1 to 318 and encodes 105 amino acids. Gene Ontology annotation, biological process: pyruvate import into mitochondria. Gene Ontology annotation, cellular component: mitochondrial inner membrane. The transcript has 2 exons. Lineage: Eukaryota; Apicomplexa; Aconoidasida; Haemosporida; Plasmodiidae. The record is from RefSeq and is a predicted model, not a curated record.
AUGACAAAAAUUAAAUUAUUUUAUAAUAAUGUAAAAUCGAAUGUAUUCAAUAUUAUGUUUUGGGCCCCUUUAGCAAACUGGGGAUUUGUUCUUGCUGGCUUCAACGAUUUAAAGAAAUUGCCCAUGUACGUAUCUGAAAGAAUGACGGCUGUUUUGGCAAUCUACAGUAUUUUAUUUAUGAGAUAUUCUCUUGCAAUUAAACCGAAAAAUUAUUUACUGUUUGCUUGUCAUGCUACAAAUACGUUAGUACAAAGCACCUUACUAUUUCGGAAGCUAAAAUUCGAGGCAAACAAAAGGAAAAAGUUGUCCAACAACUGA